AUGAUGGUUCCAGCCCUGGCAAUGAUCGACACCACUCAUCAUGCACCAUCCGUUUCAAUGAAGACUUGUCGGUGGUGGCUUUUGGCGCUGCUUCUUCCGCUUGGAUGCGGGUGUGCAUCCUCUUCCAGUUUCCUGCCGUCCAACCAUGACAGAACAGCCAGCUUUCGCCGGGAUGCCUUUUGGAUAUGGGAUGAUCAACCUUCCAAACCCAACUCAUGGAUGAUCUUUCGACGUCACAUGCAUAUUCCUUCUCUAGCAGUAUACAAUCAAACACAAACUGUCAGUGUUCAACUGCAGGCCAAAAUCGCGGUGGAUUCCAAGUAUUGGUUAUGGGCAUGCUGGCACCAUUCAUCUUCUCCAUCGGAAGAAGAUCAUCACUGGAGAGAUUCAACGUUUUACAAUGGCAAUGAGACACUGUUACUGGUGCGAGAAGGAGGAUUGAAGCGGGGACCAACACCCAGAGAUACGUGGUAUGACACUGUCAACCUCCAUGUGCCCUACCAUCAUCAUCAUCAUCAUCACCAGCACAGCGGUACCAAACGCAACGCCACACUUUCCAUUCAGAUUCUCGUCUGGUAUUUCGGAAAGAACGGUUUCUCUCACAAGGAUUCUGGGCACGGUGGGCUCCUUCUCGAUGGGACAGUCUCGGUGGCAAACACAGCUCUUUGGCAACGGCCACUCGUCACGGACCUGCAGUGGAGCGUCCAAUCGCAUCCUGGUUUUGGGAGCGAGGAUGCUGGGGACACUCCCAAUUAUCGAUUGGCAGAACACAACAUUUAUUAUGAUGCACGUCGAAAACAAGCUCCACCGCCACCACUUCAGCCUGCGCUUCAAUUAGGACAGGCCGGGUCCAAGCCAUGGAAUCAAUUGUGGCCACGCCGGAUACCACAAUGGAAAGAUUUCCCACUCCAAGACUAUGCCAGUGUCCAGGUAGAAACGUUUCCCAAUGGUACAAUCAUCCUCCAUGCCCGGCUUUGGUACAAUACCCAGUUCUAUCCUUGGAUCCUGUUACCACCGCUUCAUUCCAAAGACAGCAACAACACAUCCAUUCGCGUGGACAUUCAAACCGACAAUUACCAAUAUCACAAACCCAACAAGCACAAACAGAGUAGUGAUCCAAUCUAUCUCCGGGCUACCUUUCUCACUCACGCGACAUCCAGUGAAUCGCAAUCGUUUGAAUCUCCGUCAUGGAUCAAUGGACACGUGGUAACGUAUCGCAUCCACUACUAUACCGGUACAACAACACCCACCGCUUCAAUACAAGUGCCUCGUGUCAUGUAUCGAGAGACUCGGUACGAUGCGUCUCUGACGGGACGGUUUCAUUCCAAUGACGAGUUUCUCAACACACUUUGGGCAAAGGCACAACGAACUCUGUUGGUGAACAUGAGAGACAACUUUAUGGAUUGUCCCGAUCGGGAACGAGCACAAUGGUGGGGAGAUGUGACGCUCGAGAUUGGACAGGCCAUGUAUGCCCUCGGCAAUCGUGCCAAGGCACUGGCGCGAAAAGCCAUUUCGGAUCUGGUCCAUUGGCAACAGCAAGACAAGCAACAAAAGUGUGACAAACUGCAUGCGCCCGUACCCGAAGGAAACUAUCCAAGAGAAUUGCCGCUCCAAAUGCUGGCCAGUAUUGGAUGGUACGGGAUAUACACGUACUAUUGGUAUACAGGGGACAGUGAAACAGUCAAGGAUGCGUAUCCACACGUUCGGAGUUAUCUUCGCACCUGUUGGUCCAUGAAUGCUACGACAGGGUUGAUCAAUCAUCGACAUGGAGACUGGGACUGGGGGGAUUGGGGGCAAAACGCGGAUGUGCCCAUUUUGGACAAUGCCUGGUACGUGUUGGCCCUUCGUGCGGCCAUUCCCAUGGCUCGUGUGGCGGGGUUUGAACAACAAGAUGUCGGCCAUUGGCAAGCGCAACUAAAGAAGAUCCAGCAAAACUUUGAUGUGCCAACACGAAGAUUCCCCCAAAUUGUCAAGGUUCUAAUGACGCAACGGUUUUGGGCAUCCCCAUACAUGGAAAAGUACGUUUUGGAAAGUCUGUUCAAAAUGAAACACGCCGAUGAAGCCCUGCAGCGGAUGAAGCAUCGAUAUCAAGCCAUGGUGAUGGCUCCCAAUAUAACCACGCUGUGGGAGCAAUGGGAUUUGAAUUCUGGUAGUUACAACCACGCUUGGGCUGGUGGCCCUUUGACGCUCCUGUCGGAAUAUGUUGCUGGAAUUGCGCCUACAAGUCCUGGAUGGCGAACCUUUCAUGUGAUGCCUAAUGACAGCCGAAACCUCACCAGGCUGAAGGCAACAGUUCCGGUCUCGAAUGACGGAAACGAUGCUAUUAUCCAUGUAUCCAUAAGAAAGAGAAAAGACAAGGGGGGCAAACAUUGCUUCUAUCGACUCGACCUCUCGUCACCCAACAACACUUUGGCAACUGUUGGCAUCCCACGAGAAGUCAAGUUUCGGGAAAACACCUGCCGUCUGGGCACAGUUCAAGUCAACAAUGUUGUGCUCUGGAAUGUAAGCGAAGGGAAAUUGUUGACACGACCGCUGGCAAGAGUUGAAGGCGUCUCGCUGAUGAAUGUCACAGAGACUCAUGUUCUAUGUCAGGCUAGCCCUGGCCAUGUACAGUUGAAGGGAGUGGCCAAGUGCACAUCCAAUCGCAACACAACAAUAAUCAAGGCAAUCACAUACUAA
Molecule: messenger RNA, 2679 nt
Organism: Seminavis robusta
Lineage: Eukaryota; Bacillariophyta; Bacillariophyceae; Naviculales; Naviculaceae
Source: the annotation of a GenBank genome assembly